GCUGAAUUGUUGAAAGAAAUAGUGGAGCAUGGCAAUACAUACCUGCCUCUUACAUAUACUUGUAAGUGUAAGUGUAGAAAUGUGUGCGUCUGUGACGCGCAUAUUUAAAAAUUUCGAAAAAGUAAUCGAACUACUUUGACGAAGUGUAAAACCCUAUUUUACUAUCACACUUUGCGUUGGGUUAGUGGUUGGUUGCUUAAGCGUAAAUGUGGCUUAAGGCAGGGUUGGGCGAUACUACUAUGCGCCCAACCACUCUAUGAGUUGCCACAACAGACUUACCGCCCCGAAAAUUUCCCACUAUUUUUCACAACACCUUCAGCGGGAGCGCAGCAUCCAAUUUAUGCGCUCUCUCUCUCGCGCGCGCUCUCGCACAUUGUCGCUCGCUUAUCAUGCCUGUGCUUUGGCAUACGAUCCGCUCCGGUACAUGGAGGCUGGAUAGCUGGCUUAACGGCCUAACUAACAACUAACGGCCUGCCUUGCAUGCCUGUUUGCCUGCUGCCAGUUUUGCGGCUGUCUGUGUUGGUCCAUACGCAGAUAGAAAAGUCAAUUUUUCAUCUCGGCGCAGCGCGAAGGGUGUUUUUACUUGAAAAUCGAAAAUCUUUUCACACUAAAAUUUAUUGAAUCACGAUGCACAUACUCAAAGCUUGCGUAAUUUAAAGAUUGUGGAGAAAAGCGAUAAGCGCAGCGCAUAAAAAUCAAUAAGAAAAUUCAGUAAAAUCUAUACGAAAGAAAAAAAAUUCUGCGAUUACUAUGUGUGCGUGCGUGCGUGUGUGAUUUUUUUUCUGGUGUGUGUCGAUUUUGUAUUUCGGAAACGCGAUGCGAACGCGAGCAUGAAUUUCGUUUUACGCCUUUGGCUGCAGUCGAAAUCGACAAUUGGCAGUAACGACGCGCGCGCUGACGCCAACGGCAACGUCAACGCAAGUAUCAACGCCGACAACGACAUCCACACAGCAAUCGUAUACAUGUCAGCACGCAGAGACGUCGGCAGUGAAAGCGACAGCGGCCGAGGCCGAGGCAGCCAACUAAACGGUGUGUAAAAAGUGCCAAAGUGGAGUUGGCUGUGCGCGCGUGUUUGUGUGUGUGUCUAUGUGCACGCAAAUCUGUGUGUGAGAAAAUUUUAUCGGAAUUCGGAGCGCAGAAAAAUCUAUUGACGGAGCGCGUGGUGUGUGUUCCCCAGUCAAGCGAGUACCAGCAGAUUUUCGAAAAAAAUUCAAUUGAACAUUUGCUAGUAAACAAGAUAAUAAUGUAAAAUUCCAAAAACACUUUCAAGUCAGCAACAAAAACAACACUACAAAACAAUGACAUUAAACGAACAGUGUGCAGCAGAGAACAAAAAUAAAAAUAUAUUAGCCAUAUGCCCUAAAAUAUCUUCGACAAAACUUAUAAUCAUAAUAACAAAAACAAACAUCGUCUUCCCAAUGAAUUAAAUGCACAAAUAAGUAAUAGAAAAUACAUAAUAAAUUUAAAUUUAAAAAAAAUCAACAAAUUUUGAAGCAAUAAAAGAAUUAUCAACAAAUGAAAACUGAGUGUUGAGAAGUUAAGCUUUUGGAACACCCUGCAGCUGCCAACAAUCAACGCACACAAAUUGAGAAGCAAUAAUCGACGGAAGAGUAGGUUUCCGAAAAUAUAUUAUUAAUGCAACAAAUUUUUGAGAACCCAACGCGAAACUUACACUGCAUUGCGUUUGAGUGAAGCUCGUGUUUUAAUGCGGACAGUGGUGGCGGUGGCAGUGUGGCAGCGCGGCGAUACCGGAUGGCAGAUACCACAGACCCUCGAUAUCGUGGGCGGCUCUGUUGAGGCAUGUCGUAAUGGCCAGAGAGGAGUCUCGUGGCAAGAGACCCCUUAAAAUUUGGGAUAGUUGGCGAAAUGUGCGCAAAGGCGUAGUUGUUGGAACAUUCGAGGAACUAUUAGUCAGAGGAAAAGAUAAAUUAGGGGUUCCUGCCUCAGAACCGGUGCGUGUUGUUCUGGAGUGCGAUGGAACCCAAAUUGAAGAUGGCGAAUAUUUUCGUACAUUGACGAACAAUACGGUGCUACUAUUGUUAAGGCAGGGUGAACGCUGGUAUCCAACUGGUGUGGAUGUUAUAAAAGCUGCGAUAUCAGCCAUACCGAAGAUCGUCUGUGAGACGAUUCAUGCGCUCGACUUACACGAUGAGACGCCAUCUUGGAAAAUUAUGGAUAAUAAGGGUCGUGUUACGGUGGUCCUGCAUUGGGACCAGCGUCAGGGAGGUGGAGGCGGUGGAGGAGGAGGCGGCGGCGGAGGAGGUGGAGGCGGUGUCGGCGGCGUUGGUGGCAUGGGACCGAGCGGUAGUGGUGUCAGCGGCAGUAACGGACUCAUGUCAUCGGACAAAUAUUCACCAUCGAAGAAGGGAUUAUCGGCGCAAAGUUCGCUCGAUACCAAAUCGGUGUCGUCACAAUCGUCACAGCAACGCUAUGCCAGCCCACAAAUAACCGUCAUCAGCGAUGAGGGACCAGCUAGCAUAUACCAUCCGGGCGGUGUGGUGCUGCCACCUGGCGUUGUAAUACCCGGCACCAGUAGACGCCUAUCUAAACAGGGCGGUUCAUUUGAUAGCGCAGUGGGGGCGGUGCAUGUGCAUACACCGGAAUGUGCGCAUCAUGCGCAUACGCCCAGUCGGGCGGGCAGUCCCAGCACCACGGAAUGCGAUUUUCAUUGUUGUGCGCUGCACGAGGAGGGACGCAAAAUUGCGGUGCACAAAAGUGUGGCCACAUCGCCAAUACAAGACGGCACCACAAGUCCCCAGCCGCAGCAACAACAAGCGACGCUAUCUAUGUCAUCGGUUGUGGAUCCUAUGAUGGGCGGCAGCAUGCAACGACGCUCAUCGGGCGUCAAAGGCCAUGUACGCUUUCUGGAUAUAGCGCCGGAGCGUGAUAGCUCCGAGAGUGAAACAGAAAACACCGUCAUGGAGGAUGAUAAGACGACGACGGAGAAAUUCCUGCUGCUCAUCGAUCAGCUGUCUGUCGAUCAGAAACGACAUCUCAGCAUCAAAGAUAUCGGCAUCAUAUUGGAGCGACUCAACUCGAAAAUACUCGACGUGGAGCGACUGGAUCGAGAAUCGGAAUCGGACGAUUGCUACAAUUGGACGAUAAAGGCGACAAUACGUGGUGAUGCGCUGCGCGAGCUGGGCGUCAUCUAUAAUGGUAACUAUUACGCCAUAUCCGAACAUCCCGGUUACAAGGAGGAGGUCGAAGAGAAUGGCGAAGAAGUUGAGGAGGAGGACGAAGAGGAUAGAAUAUAGAAAUGCAAUUAAUUAAAUUUAAUAUAGAAAAAAAAUAACAAAAACAAAUGAGCAGAUUAAGCAUUAAAACCGAACUCACACAUACACACACACGCAUUUACAAGCAAAAGAAUUAUAAAAAAAUAAACUAAAGAAUCAGAAAACAAAAGAAAAUGUGUAAUAAGAAGGAAUGUGUGAGUGGAAAUACAGAUUAAAAGACAUAAAAUGGUUGAAGAAAAAAAAAGAAAAGAAAGAGGAAGAGGAAGAAGAAAGUGAAUAAAUAAGCUAAAGCAUACGUUUAAGUAAAGUAUAGUGAAACAAUUUUAGUAAAUUGUAGUAAAUUAAAUAAGAACAAGAGAAAGAAGAAUAAGAAGUAACAAUAGUAGUUAAAAGGACAGUGCGGCAUAGUGAAAACAGGGAGGUGACAGAAAUCGAAAAUAGACACACACAUACAAACAUUACAUACACUCACACGCAUGUAGACAGACAUGGCACACAUACAUACAACGUGUGUGCAUAAUUGUAAGCAUUAAUAAUGACAACAUAAAAAUACCAGAAUGCAAUUCAAUAGCGUUUAAGUAAUAGUUAAAGCAAGAUGUAAGAAAAAAUUAAAUGAAACCAACAAAAAAUUAAAUAAAUUAAACGAAAUUAAAGAAACCCCGACUUGGCGCUAAACCUAACCUUAAAGAAAUUAAAAAACUAACUUGACCUAAAACACACAAACAUUUGUAGGUUAAUAGAGAUGUUAAUAGCGCGUAGAAGGCAGCAAUACACAGUGAAAAACUUGCAUAGCCAACCCAAGUAUGUACCGGAAAGCACCACACACGCAUUAACAUUAACGCAGAAAUAAAAAAACAACAAUAACAAGUAAAUAAAUGAAAUAAUAAAUUCAAAAUUCUAAAAUAUCGCAGAAAAAUUAAUCAAUCAAUCGUUUUUACAUACACGCACAUACACACAUAUAAACAUGUGGACUACGUCAUUCAUGAACUAUUUAUGAAAAUAAGUUUAUUAAUUAAUCGUUAAACCUUAGACACACAAUUCAUAUUAUAUAAAACAUUUAUAUAAUUAAUUUAUAUAAAAGCAGCAACUCAUUUACCUUCUAUGUGAACCAAUGGAAUUAUUUAAAUCAAAAAGAACAGUUAAGUUUCUCUCACACAAAUCUCAAUGCAAACAAAUGUGAUCUUACUCAAUCUACUCAUUACACAUUUAAGUAUUUAUUUAUGUCUAAUUAUGUACAUAUGUAACGGUACACAUAGUGCACAUAUAAACAAAUCUUCAUGUGUGUAAAUAAUUUGAAUUUAAUAAUUAUGCAUAUAAUUAAUUUCAAAAUACAGUGAAGGGCAUUGAAAUAGAGUAGGAAUAUAUUAAAACUCUCAAAUUUAUUUAAAAAAAAAGUUUUUCUUGUUAAUAUUUUAGUGUGAAUAAAUAAUAUGUGCGUGUGGC
Messenger RNA from Bactrocera oleae (olive fruit fly), 4676 nucleotides. Lineage: Eukaryota; Metazoa; Arthropoda; Insecta; Diptera; Tephritidae. The record is from RefSeq and is a predicted model, not a curated record.